GCCAGCCCCGCAGGGCGAGCAGUCCGGCCCCCUGUUCACCCCGAGCUUAAGCCUUGCAGCAGGAGAACUUCCACCUCGCUCUCCUGGCUUUGAGCCUCACUGUACAUCGGACCAAAGGCGCAGAAGGGAGGGAGGAUGCGAGAUGACCGGCUCUUUGGCAACCUGACCAUCUCCUUAGCAGAGAGCCUUCGAAAGCCAGCCGGAGGCUGACUGCAGGACCAAGGAGGUGCCGCGCCUCUCGUGGAUGUGUGUGUGUGUGUGUGUGAGCGGGUAAGCGGGUGUGAGGGUGUGUGUGUGCUUCACAACUGUGUGUGUGCAUGUCCGGAUGAGUGUGUGAGUACACCCAUAAGUGUGUGUGUGUGUGUGUGUGUGUGUGUGUGUGUGUGUGUGUGAGUGGGGUGAGUGAGCGCUCUCGGUUAUAUUAUUUUUUUGGAAGAAAAAUCUUGAAAAUAUCAGGCAGGUUACCGUGCUCCUAGGGUGGUGGUUCUUCUUCUGGUCAAGAGGACUUGGCCAGACCAAGCUACUACAGACAUUUUUCAGCGAGUAAAGAGAAUUUUCCCCUGAGAACAAGAGGGAUUUUUUUCCCCUGGCUCUGCAGCCAGUGAAAGAGAUUUGUCCCUACACCUGUGAAAUCGACCAGAGCCGUGUGAUUACCAGGGCUGGAGCGAGGACUCGGGAAGAAAAGGAGCAAUAAAUCCAACAGCCUGUCAGUGCCUUUGGCCACAUUGGAAGAUGUCAUCUCAAACUAAGUUCAAGAAAGACAAAGAGAUCAUUGCCGAAUAUGAAGCCCAAAUAAAAGAGAUCCGCACGCAGCUGGUGGAGCAGUUCAAGUGCUUGGAGCAGCAGUCUGAGUCGAGGCUGCAGCUGCUCCAGGACCUCCAGGAGUUUUUCCGCCGGAAAGCCGAGAUCGAGCUUGAGUACUCCCGCAGCCUGGAGAAACUGGCUGAGCGCUUCUCCUCCAAGAUCCGCAGCUCCCGGGAGCACCAGUUCAAGAAGGACCAAUAUCUCCUCUCGCCCGUGAACUGUUGGUAUCUAGUCCUGCAUCAGACCAGGCGGGAGAGCCGAGACCAUGCCACCCUCAAUGACAUCUUCAUGAACAAUGUCAUCGUUCGCCUCUCUCAAAUCAGCGAGGAUGUCAUCAGACUCUUCAAAAAGAGCAAGGAGAUCGGCCUGCAGAUGCAUGAGGAGCUCCUGAAGGUCACCAAUGAGCUCUACACGGUCAUGAAAACCUACCACAUGUACCAUGCGGAGAGCAUCAGUGCGGAAAGCAAGCUGAAGGAGGCUGAGAAGCAGGAGGAGAAGCAGUUCAACAAGUCGGGAGACCUCAGCAUGAACCUGCUCCGGCAUGAGGACCGGCCCCAGCGCCGUAGCUCCGUGAAGAAGAUUGAGAAGAUGAAGGAGAAGAGGCAGGCAAAGUAUUCUGAGAACAAGCUGAAAUGCACUAAGGCCCGGAACGACUACUUGCUGAAUCUGGCGGCCACCAACGCAGCUAUAAGCAAAUACUACAUCCACGAUGUCUCUGACCUCAUCGACUGCUGUGAUUUGGGCUUUCAUGCCAGCCUGGCCCGCACCUUCCGGACCUACCUCUCAGCCGAGUACAACCUGGAGACCUCUCGCCAUGAGGGGCUGGACGUCAUCGAGAACGCGGUGGACAACCUGGAUUCCCGAAGUGACAAGCACACAGUCAUGGACAUGUGCAACCAGGUCUUCUGUCCCCCCCUCAAGUUUGAGUUCCAGCCCCACAUGGGGGACGAGGUGUGCCAGGUCAGUGCUCAGCAGCCCGUCCAGACGGAACUGCUCAUGCGGUACCACCAGCUGCAGUCCAGACUGGCCACUCUCAAGAUCGAGAACGAGGAGGUUAGAAAAACCCUGGACGCCACCAUGCAGACCUUGCAGGACAUGCUGACUGUGGAGGACUUUGACGUCUCCGAUGCCUUCCAACAUAGCCGGUCCACAGAGUCUGUGAAGUCAGCUGCCUCCGAGACCUACAUGAGCAAGCUCAACAUCGCCAAGAGGAGAGCCAACCAGCAGGAGACAGAAAUGUUUUAUUUUACAAAAUUUAAAGAAUAUGUGAACGGCAGUAACCUCAUCACUAAGCUACAGGCCAAGCAUGACUUACUCAAGCAGACUCUGGGCGAAGGGGAGAGAGCAGAAUGCGGUACAACCAGCAGAAGAGAUGGAAGGCUUAGGCUGCCCCACUUUCCUUGGCUGAGCUGCCCCCCUGCUCCCCACUUUGUGCCCCACCCAGCACUUCAAGGAAGAAGAAAUGCUCGAACCAGGAACCAGGUAUUUACUGGAAAGGAUUCAGGACAAGCUAUACCACUGGUCGUCGAGAGCUGCAUCAGAUACAUCAAUUUAUAUGGACUCCAGCAGCAAGGGAUCUUCAGAGUGCCAGGAUCCCAGGUUGAAGUCAAUGACAUCAAAAAUUCCUUUGAGAGAGGUGAAGACCCGCUUGUGGAUGAUCAAAAUGAACGAGAUAUCAAUUCAGUCGCUGGCGUUCUAAAACUGUAUUUCCGAGGACUGGAAAACCCACUCUUUCCUAAGGAAAGGUUUCAAGAUUUGAUAUCUACUAUUAAACUGGAGAACCCAGCUGAGAGGGUGCACCAGAUCCAACAAAUCCUCAUCACCCUUCCCCGCGUGGUCAUCGUGGUCAUGAGAUACCUCUUCGCUUUCCUCAACCACCUCUCGCAAUAUAGUGACGAGAACAUGAUGGAUCCCUACAACCUGGCCAUCUGCUUCGGGCCCACCCUCAUGCACAUCCCCGAUGGGCAAGACCCUGUGUCCUGCCAGGCACACGUCAAUGAAGUCAUCAAAACCAUCAUCAUCCACCAUGAAGCCAUCUUCCCCAGCCCCCGGGAGCUAGAGGGACCUGUGUAUGAAAAAUGCAUGGCUGGAGGGGAAGAAUAUUGCGACAGCCCACACAGCGAGCCAGGGACCAUCGACGAAGUUGACCACGACAAUGGCACCGAGCCUCACACCAGUGAUGAAGAAGUGGAGCAGAUCGAGGCCAUCGCCAAGUUUGACUACGUGGGGCGGUCCCCGCGUGAGCUGUCCUUCAAGAAGGGAGCCUCACUGCUCCUGUACCACCGCGCCUCCGAGGACUGGUGGGAGGGUCGUCACAACGGCGUGGAUGGGCUCAUCCCACAUCAGUACAUAGUUGUACAGGACAUGGACGAUGCCUUCUCGGACAGCCUGAGCCAAAAGGCCGACAGCGAGGCCAGCAGUGGGCCACUGCUGGACGACAAGGCCUCCUCCAAAAACGACCUCCAGUCCCCCACGGAGCACAUCUCGGAUUACGGCUUUGGGGGGGUGAUGGGCCGAGUGCGGUUACGAUCUGAUGGAGCAGCCAUCCCCAGGCGCCGAAGCGGGGGAGACACACACAGCCCGCCCCGGGGCCUGGGCCCCAGCAUAGACACGCCACCCCGGGCCGCCGCCUGCCCCAGCAGUCCCCACAAAAUCCCCCUCUCCCGGGGGCGGAUCGAGAGCCCCGAGAAGCGGAGGAUGGCGACGUUCGGGAGCGCCGGCAGCAUCAACUACCCCGACAAGAAGGCGCUCUCCGAAGGGCACUGCAUCCGGUCGACGUGCGGCUCCACCAGGCACAGCAGCCUGGGGGACCACAAGUCCCUGGAGGCCGAGGCCCUGGCAGAAGACAUCGAGAAGACCAUGAGCACAGCUCUGCACGAGCUGCGGGAACUGGAGAGGCAGAACACAGUCAAGCAGGCGCCAGAUGUGGUGCUGGACACCCUGGAGCCCCUGAAGAACCCGCCAGGCCCCAUCAGCUCAGAGCCGGCCAGCCCCCUGCACACCAUCGUCAUCCGCGACCCCGACGCCGCCAUGCGUCGCAGCAGCAGUUCCUCCACCGAGAUGAUGACCACCUUCAAGCCAGCCCUGUCCGCCCGCCUGGCCGGCGCCCAGCUGCGCCCGCCCCCCAUGCGGCCGGUGCGGCCCGUGGUCCAGCAUCGGUCCAGCAGCAGCAGCAGCUCGGGCGUGGGCAGCCCGGCCGUGACGCCCACCGAGAAGAUGUUCCCCAACAGCUCGGCCGACAAGUCGGGCACCAUGUGACCUGCGGGGUGGCGGGCACCGCCCCGGCCCGCCGUGGCCCGCCGUGGCCGAGGGUGGCCUCUGUGACUCCCACGUCCUCCCGGUGCUCCUGGCCUUGUCGGGCAGGGCCCGGAAGGUCAGCCUGGGAGCGGGUCUGUGUGGAGCUGAGGCCCAGGCCCGAGCCACAGCUCGCCUUCAGCCACAUGAAUCCACAGGCCUCCCUCCUGUGUGCACACAGACGGCCAAGCGGAGAGGAGCAGCCGCCGCAGCCGGAGCCUUUCCCAAGGUCGCGGCAAAUGUUAAAUGGCUUCACCCGUGUAUCGUCACUGGAAAGUUAUUCUCUCGACAUUCUCUCUACAUGCAUCCAUACGUGUGUAUGUAUGUGUAUGUGCAUAUGUACACGUAUAUAUGUACGUAUGUGUCUGUAGGAGUGUGUGUGUGUAUAUAUAUAUUUAUGCAUCUAUAUACAUAUACUAGAUCUGGACACACAUAUGAAAUGUAUAUAGGAUCUCCUUUUUCUUUUUACGAAACUUAGAUUUACCUCAGACCCAUGCCACCAAACAUCUCCCGCUGAGUUAUUUGGUGGGAUUUGCAGGGACUUUUCUGGGAGAAUUUAAGGCCCACAGUAACUGCGAAUGAAGCAAUAUACUACUAACCUGCAGAAAAACAAAACCAGUCUCCCACUGUCUCCAGAAGUUGUGGCCUUCCAGAACAGUCUGCCCCUAAAGGAAGGGUGGGGCAGGUGGUACCCCGGGCAGGCUGCUCCCAGAGGUGGGGAACCCUUCACAGAGCCCCUCCCCCCCAUCCACCCCAGAGACCCUGCCUUUCCACACGGGGGCCAAGACCAACUGCACCCCAAAGGCAUGGAGGACGUUGGCGAGAAGAGCCCUGUCUGCGGCGGCCUGUGUUCGACUGUAGAAGAGGGGAUGGUGAGAGCCUGAGCCCCAUCGUAGCGCAGUAUUAUGUGUGGUUGGGAAAAAGGAAAAAAAAAACCCAAACAGUGGUGUGGAACACUUCAAAACCUAGAAACGCUGUAGGAAUAAAUCUGUGGUAACUAUAGAGGUUUAACUUAUACCAUUUUCAAAAUAUUUAAUUUUGUCUUUUCCUCUUUCUACUAAUUAUACUGUGUCAAAAUCUGGAACUAAACAGGCAAGGAGACUUUGAGUCCCAUCAUUUUAAUUUGAAAUCAGGCCGUGACACGCUCUGGCUGGUGGCCUCUUGCAUGAACCACACGGGACCGUAAGUGCCCACCUCAGACCAGGGCCGGGGAGGGAGUCCUUGGCACUUGCCGUCCUAGAGAACGCUUCGGUGGACUUUAUGCAAUGAAAUAAGCUUCCCUCUCCCCUUUCCCUUCCCUUUUGCCCACCUCCUCCAGCACAUUUAACUCAAUUGAAAAUAUGGGGUUAGGUUUGGGGGGCGUGUCACCCACCUCACUGAACCUCUGUCUCCUGCUCCAUAAAAAUGUAAGCGAGCAAGCCAUGCAACCUAGAAAGCAUUGUGCCAACACGAUUGCUCUCUUCACGGUCAUCACUAAGGUGAAAACCAUCCAGCGCCAUCCUUUUGAAACCUCCUAAUGGCAUUUGAGAAGUGGGCAGUGGAAUUUUCCUGCCAGCUUCAUAAGAGCCAUGAAGCCCGGUCCUGCAGGUACAUCACCUCUUGACAUUCCAUCAUCACCAUUUCAGCCCAUUGGAUUAAGUUUCGCCCUCUCCUCUGGUCCCCAGACGGGGGGACCUAUGAAGCCACGUUACCUAGGUGUAUAGGGGUGGUGAGCCACGCUGCCUUGCCUGAAGCACUGGCCUUGAGGGCACACAGUGGAGGAAAGAAUAAGAAAGGGCACAAAAAGAGAAUGCCAGGGAGAGGCCAGUGACAAACUUGACCUUCCUUGUUUUGCCUAUAACUCCUGGAAAUGAAAGAGCCUCAGAACGAGCUAGGAGCCCUCUGUCUUUUUAGCACAUAAACAUACCCCCAUAUUACAGGUUAGGAGAGGAAGCAAGGCCUUAGGAUGGCUGUGACUUGUCCAAGAUUUAAUAGAUGGCUGAGAGGGGGGCUGGGUCCAGUUCCUAAAGUCAUUUAUUUGCAAGGAUGCUGUGCUGUUCAGUGGGAUAAGAGACUUCUCAUGUCCGCCCCAGAGAGACUCGCAGACCUUAAAUGCAGUGGCCUCCUGUGCAAAAUGCCACAUUCUCUGCCAUGACUACCAGACGAAAAGUGAAAAUCUGAGUUGACAGAUCUGUUGCCUGAAAUACAUAACACCAGUCAGAUCAUGUGGAUUUUCCUCUGAAAUGACUAACUUCUUCUUUCCUUAUUGAAAAUAGGCCUGCCUUUCACUGAAUUACCUGAGGGCAGAGCCUUUGCCGUUUUCUGUAGGCACCUAUUCUUCCAUUGGGAAAUGGCUGGUGAGUUCACAUUUAGGGAAGCUCACACCUCACUCAUCCAGCUCCAAAUCUGAGCCUUGACGCAGAACCACGUGGAAAAGUACUUCCCCCUGCCCCACCCAUCUGGCGCCCUGCAUGUCUCAGGCCCCCUCCACGCGCAUCCAGGCCCGCCCCCUGUCACGAGCAUUGGCAUUCUCGUCCUGACUCCUGCCUGUGUUAGUCCACUAUAUAUUGCUGUAUUUGCUUAAAUGCUGGAAAGUAACUGUUAAAAUGUGAAACUGUAAUUUUUAAAAAGGCUACAAUGAAAUCACAGCCAAUGCCACUCACCAAAUCUUUGCACCUAGUAGAUAGAUCAGUGUAAAAAACAAGUACCAGAAACCUAACUGUACAGUGAGCGUGGGGGGAAACGUAGUAACCUAGUUAGUAGUCCUCAGUAUAACCAGUUGUACAAGGGGAAGUGGUGUUUACCUGCUUGUCCAUCACGAUUACCGAAAGCUGUAUUGAUCAGUUCAUUGAUAACGGGCAAUUUUUUUUUUUUUUUCUUCACAGAACAGUUUCUUAACCUUCAACUUACCCUGAGGUCAAGCCUUUUGUCUUUAUGUGUUACUGGUGUUCAGUCUCUUUUAGGAAUGAACCAGCAAGAUGUUCAUUUAAAACUGACCAAAGACAAUUCAUUCCUGGUCUAGUUUCCUGGGCCUGGGGCCCAGCCUCCGGCCACUAAGGACCUUUCUUGGAUAAAACGGAGAAUGAGCCGUGCUUCCUACCCCUCUCUCACUCUCUCCCUUUAGUCCCCUUUCCUCUUAAAGAGCUGCUCUGAGCUGUGGGAUUCUGUGAAAAAUUCUUGCCUUUCCUUGUUUUCAGUGCUAACGAUUUCUCACCUUGAAGCGCCUUUUGAACCCCAGACAGAGCGCACAACUGGAGGGAAUUGUCAGCUUGGGAAUCAGACUUGGGAGUCUUUUCUCUGAGGUCACUGGGCCCAGGGGCAGGAGAGAAACGGAUUCCCGAGGGUUGAAAGGUUCCUAUUCCAUGAAGAAAUCCAAGUGGGAAGAGAUGCAGGGAAGUGGAGUCAUCCCUCGGCUGCCGGCGGAACUAGCAGCUCAGCGAUCUGCCUUAUAAACAAACACUCCAGAACUGGCUGGUGGUACCCCCAGGGGGCCAGCACAGGGAAGGGCCUGGCGUGGGGCUUCCUUCCCUGUUGGAGGCCCUCGGAGUGCCUUGUCAGGGGGAUUUCUUUCUCAUUCAGGAGGCACGGAUGCAGAGGACUUCCUGGGACCUGGUCAUUACCUGGCGCUCAGCGCACGUACACAGCUGAUGGCAAACCAUGAGGCCUAAUGGAAUGGUUCUUCCUCUCAGUCUCUCUGUCCCUAACCUUUCAUACUAGAGCAAAUGCCUCAUCCUCCUGAGAAACCUAGAAAGAAGGACGGCUGGCUCACAACCAUAGGGGUUAGGGGCUGCUGGGUUCAGGGAGGGAGACCUGGAGGAAAAGGCAGGAAGCGGGUGAGCCGAGGUGUUGCUAAGAUGAUUUUCUGCUGUGCAGAGCUAAUGGUGAUGUUUCAUGGCAACUUCCCCGGUUCUCUGGGGUCCCCGCUCCUCUGAGCAGCCGUGUGGAGAAUUCCGCACAUACCUAAAGCUGCUGGGGGAGCUGAGGGCAGGGGCUUUGCUGCCAGGUCUGCGUCCUCCUUGCCUCUCUGAGGUUGAUCUGCCAGGGUCCCGCCAUCUCAUCCUCUGGGACUGCCCCUUGCCGACACCUCCUUUCUGUGUGAAAGGACAAAUGACAGGCAAACGACAACCUUGAACCAGAGCAGCCAGAGUGCGUUUUGCUUCCCUCAAAUGGAAGUAGCUUCUGGCCAGAGUUUCUGCUCAGGCUCUAGUCCCCGGCAGUGUGACUGUUUACUCGGUUUGGCAAUAGGUUUGGUUCUGAUUGCUUCAGAGUGGCUGGUCUAUUUCAUUUCCUUUGGUUUCCUUCCCCCCCAAACUGUCAGGAAAAUCAAACCGAAAUCACCCUAGGAGAUUGCUGGUUGCCUGUCCCCGUGUGGCGAUAAGUGUUGCCCUCUCCCGGACAUCAUUUCUCUACCUUACAACCCAGCGCCCGUGCUGUAGAGUGUCUGACUGGAUCCUCUGUCGCGUAUUCUGAUGGUGCCUGCUGGUUUGACGUGGAGCUAUCCUGUGAAAUAAAACAGCUUAACUUUU
Messenger RNA from Orcinus orca (killer whale), 8603 nucleotides. RefSeq names its product SLIT-ROBO Rho GTPase activating protein 3 (gene SRGAP3). The record is from RefSeq and is a predicted model, not a curated record. Gene Ontology annotation, molecular function: protein binding. NCBI's taxonomy places the organism in Eukaryota, Metazoa, Chordata, Mammalia, Artiodactyla, Delphinidae. The transcript has 23 exons. Gene Ontology annotation, biological process: signal transduction; negative regulation of cell migration. Gene Ontology annotation, cellular component: cytoplasm. The coding region runs from base 733 to 4062 and encodes 1109 amino acids.